Aedes albopictus (Asian tiger mosquito) is the source of this 1767-nucleotide messenger RNA. RefSeq lists its product as uncharacterized. The record is from RefSeq and is a predicted model, not a curated record. Bases 1 to 1767 code for a protein of 588 amino acids. NCBI's taxonomy places the organism in Eukaryota, Metazoa, Arthropoda, Insecta, Diptera, Culicidae. Gene Ontology annotation, molecular function: nucleic acid binding; zinc ion binding. The transcript has a single exon.
AUGAACAUUGAGGAUAACCGCAUGGCAUCUGAAUGGGAGAAAUGGAAAAGACAACUGGAAUGCUAUUUCAUUGCUUGUGGAGUUCAAGAUCAGUCCGACAAACUUGCAAAGCUCUUGUACCUGGGAGGCCCAGACUUACAAGAGUUGUACGAUAAUCUGCCAGAUGCAAAGCGUGUUCCUUUGAUAGUAACAGAACCUCCUCAUUACGACGUGGCCAUUAAAGCCCUGGAUGAUCACUUCGAACCGAAACGGAUGAUUGCAUACGAGCGUUAUCUGUUCAGACAAAUGGCUCAAAAGCCACAAGAACGGUUAUCUGAUUUUGCGUUGCGCUUGAGGAUCCAAGCCAAACGAUGUGGGUUUACUCCUGAUCACUUUGAGGAAAUGAUCGUGGAUCAAAUUACCGAGAAAUGUAAUUCUGAACCACUACGAGUUGAAAUUUUGAAGAAGGACCAUAGAUCUUUGAGUGAAAUCAUUGCUCUGGGAACUACCAUGGCUGAUACGAAAACAAAGUCGAUGCAAAUGAGCAAAAUGAGCGGAUCAUUUGGCGGAGCUUCAGACGAAGCUAGAAUUCAAAUGGUGCGGGAUAGGUCUUUCCGAUCCAAACCAAGAUUGCCAGUGAAGGUUGCCAUGAAUCAAGGAACAGUAAUGACAUGUUUUGCGUGUGGUCGUCUAGGACAUCUAAAGGCCAGUAAAUGGUGCCCGGCAAAAGAUGCACAGUGUAAUAAGUGUCAGGCAUACGGUCACUUCUCAAAGACGUGUUUUCGGUUCGGAUCUUCAGGUCCGGGUUCAUCAUCAGGACAGGAGAGGUCCCAUCAGGACCGAAACGCUAGACUUGGCAAACGCAAAUCCGAAUUCAGGGGCAACCCCGGGAAUAACAGCUACGGAAAUGAGGGUUUUGGUAGACCGGCAAAGCGCAUUCGUGCAGUAACGGAAGAGGAUGAACACGAGAAACGGAUGGAGAAAGAAGAUGGUUAUGUGUUCUACGCCAUGGGGAGCAACGAAUUUCAUUUCGCUGUCGGAGGAGUUACUAUCCGUAUGACUAUUGACUCGGGUGCAGAUGCCAACAUUAUUUCGUUGGAAACUUGGACUCAAAUGAAGGAGGCAGGGGCAAUAGUCACAGAUCAAGGGCACCCAGACCGGGUUUUGAGAGCGUACGCGUCGGACACUCCACUGAAGCUUGUCGGUACAUUCAGAGCUAACAUUACAGCCGGUUCUAAUGAAGUAAACGCAAAGUUCUAUGUCGUAGACGGUGGUCGCCAAUGUCUGCUGGGAGCGAAGACUGCCGAGGAACUACACGUCUUGAAAAUCGGCUUUGAUGUUGCAACAGUAAGUGGGGGCACUGAGGCGUUCCCUAAGGUGAAAGGGGUACUGCUGGAAAUCCCAAUUGACGAGUCUGUCCAACCAGUUCAACAACCGUACCGUAGAACACCGAUCGCAAUGGAGAAAAUGGUUGAAAAACGACUCCAAGAACUGCUGGAUAAAGACAUAAUCGAAAGAGUUACCGAACCAUCGGCCUGGGUUUCUCCUCUAGUGCCGGUAUUGAAGGAUUCCGGUGAGGUUCGACUUUGUGUGGAUAUGCGGCGAGCAAACCGUGCUGUUCUUCGAGAAAAACACCCUCUGCCAGUGAUCGACGAGUUGCUUGGCGGAAUAGACGGGGCGGUUCGUUUUUCCAAAGUCGAUGUCAAAGAUGCUUAUCAUCAAAUCGAAAUUUCCGAGCGAUCCCGAGGAAUAACCACAUUCAUGACAAAGUACGGGCUAUUCAGGUAA